UAAUUUAGCACAUCUAAUGCCCAUAGUCAGUGCUGCUAUUGCCUCACUCCGACCGCGCCAUAUUUACUUUCCUGAAUUAACAGAUGAAAUACGCAAAACACAAAUUGAAUUUUCCAAAAGAGCUAAAUUCCCAUAUGUUAUUGGUGCUAUAGAUUGCACACAUGUAAAGGUUAUCAAGUCACCAGGUGGCGAAAAUCCAGAGAUAUUCCGUAACCGGAAAAACUACUUUUCUUUAAACGUUCAAGCCAUCUGCAAUGCAAAAUUGGAAUUUACAGAUGUGGUCUCUCGUUGGCCAGGAAGCACACAUGACUCAUAUAUCUUCAACAACUGCUAUAGACGGGCAUUGUUUGAUCAGGGACACUAUGGAAAUGCUGUUCUUGUAGGAGACGCAGGUUAUGCGUGUAACAGUUACAUGAUGACUCCAUUAGAACAAUGCAGUAAUGGUCCAGAAGACUUAUAUAAUGAGUCUUAUAUUAGAACGAGGAAUUGUAUAGAAAGAGUAUUUGGAAUAUGGAAAAGACGUUUCCCAGCCAUGGCUACGGGGUUGGGAGUUUCUGUGCAGAAUAGCUUCCCAAUCAUCAUUGCUACUGCUGUACUACACAAUAUUGCAAGAAGAAGUGGUGAAGUCAUACCUCCUAAUGACAACCAAAUUAUAAAUCCAGAUUCUUGGGAUGCAUUAAUAACUCAGGGUGAUAUUAGCAGUGAAAAUAUUAAUAAAGGACAAUCAUACAGGACAAAUCCAAAUUAUAGAAGACGUAAUGAACUUAUCACAAACUACUUUGGACGACUAACAAGAUAAAUAUUUGGCCCAGCACCAUUGGACAUUACUCAAGUCAGUAGCUGCUCAAAUUCCAAGAAUAAAUUAUUUGAAACAUUAUUUCUGAUUGUCAGUCUGAAAUCAACCAUAAUUUUUUUCAUGAACAAUCAUUGCACUAUAUUUAUAAAUUUACAUUUUGAAAAGAGCACCUAGCUUCACUGAUGGGCAAUUUCAAUUUAGACAUUGCAAAAGUGCUUGUUUAUGGACUAUUGAAAUAGAUAAAUGAUUUGAUUUUGAAACUUGAAAAAGAUAGUCAUCAGUAACAGUAAAUUGAUGUUGUUAAUUUUGAAGUUGCUUUGAAUUAAAUUAAAUUGCUCUGGAAUAA
This is a messenger RNA of Spodoptera litura, 1142 nucleotides long. The record is from RefSeq and is a predicted model, not a curated record. Lineage: Eukaryota; Metazoa; Arthropoda; Insecta; Lepidoptera; Noctuidae.